Messenger RNA from Neurospora tetraspora, 1354 nucleotides. RefSeq lists its product as uncharacterized. Gene Ontology annotation, cellular component: nucleus. Lineage: Eukaryota; Fungi; Ascomycota; Sordariomycetes; Sordariales; Sordariaceae. The coding region runs from base 121 to 1185 and encodes 354 amino acids. The record is from RefSeq and is a predicted model, not a curated record. Gene Ontology annotation, biological process: mitotic sister chromatid segregation; kinetochore assembly. The transcript is spliced from 2 exons.
CAAUAAACCGAUACCUGCUUGCAAGUGCAACACUUCUCACUCUUACAUUCACUCUCACUCCACGCUGUGAUACCGUGCCCCCAAUUCCACACUUGCCACCCCCUGAGUCAAAACAACACCAUGGAAGGCAUCAUCGAAGGAUCCACAACCACAGGCACAACCGGCAGUGGUGGUCGCGUCAAGGACCCCGUGCAUGAAGCGAACUUGGAGCGAACAAUUCGCGAACUCAAGCGAAUGACGGCAGAAGCCGAGGCGACUUUGAACGAGCUAAAAACAAGCAUCACCCAAAAUGGAGCACCACCACCCCCCCUCAGCCCCCUAUCCUCCAUGCACCUCCUAACCCGCGCCUACACUUCCCUCUCCGAGUCCGACCCUACGCCCCUCCUCCCCUUCCCAGACUCCGUCCUCCCGGCCUUACUCGCUCUCCGCAAAACCAGCCAAACCAUCACCCAAACCACCGCCCACCUCUCCUCUUCCUCCUCCCUUCUCGACCAGCAAAAGCGGCAUCUCGAAGACUUGAAAACCGAAGUCCGCGAGCAGAAUGAGCUCCAGCAGGCCUUACAGGCGCGUGUAGAGGCGCUGAGAAAGGGAAUGGAAGCGAGGAAGGAGAUGACGCCCGAAGAGCUAGCGAAAGAGGAACUGGAAAAGAUGCAAGGGGAAAGGAAACAGUACGACGAGGAGACGAAGAAGCUCGUCAGAGAGCUGAACUGGUUCAUUGAGGAGUACCUUGGCCCGUUGCUGGCGGCGGAGGAGAUGGGCGGGCCGGUGGUGGGGGACAUGAUGGAUUUGGAAGUGGAAGAUCUGGAGGCGGGGUUUAAUGCGAAGGGGAAGUUGAAGAAGGCUAGGGCGAAGAAGACGGAUGAAGAAGAGGGGGACGGAGGAAGGCAGAGGAGGAUCGAUGACAUUUGGGGAAGUGUGGACAACCAGCAAGACGGGAGGCAAGGGAAAAGAAAGAGGGAGGAGAGGGAUGAAGCGAGCGCGGCGGGUGCGGAGAUGAGGAGUUUGAUUGAGAAGUUGCUGAAUAAGAGCAUGGAUGCCGGAGGGGAUAGCUCGGCGGCAUAUGUGAGGAUUGAGAGGGAGACGGCGGCGGCGAGGUUUUUGGUCAGGAGUAAGUUGGCUGUUUUUCACCCGAGGGAUGCUACGAGGUUGAGGUUGGUGGACUUUGGGAGGGAGUUGGAUGAUUAGGGUAUUCACCCCGGUCAGUGGGAAAAAACACGGUCACGCUCGCUCAUGGAGGAUGUCUUGAUGUCUUGAAAGCCGCUGAGAUCAGGAGCAGGCAGUCCAACAUCCUCAAAAGCGGUGUUGGAGGGCCAAUAUAGCAUCACCUUCAUCCCCUUCCCUCUCCAGCCAUUCU